Molecule: messenger RNA, 1104 nt
Organism: Aureobasidium vineae
Lineage: Eukaryota; Fungi; Ascomycota; Dothideomycetes; Dothideales; Saccotheciaceae
Source: the annotation of a GenBank genome assembly
CCUCGACACCCCACGUUUCGCACAAUGGAGAAGGAAAGAACCUCUGGCGAGGUCGAGAGACCUGAGCAGGCCGAGCCUGUCCUGCCCGUCGUCAACCCGGCCCUCGAGAAGCCUGCUCCUCCUCAGAGCAGCAUCCACCCCGCCCUCUAUGUUGCGGCGACAGAAGCUGAUAGCGUGCGCGCAGUGNUCUGGAUUGCCAUGAGCUCCAGUGUCAUCAUCUUCAACAAGUACAUUCUCGACGAGAAGAAGCUGAACUUCCGUGAGUCUUCUGUUCAAGCAACCACAAGCUCGCACCAGCUCAUUGUUUUGCAGGCUNUCCCUAUUUUCCUCACAACAUGGCAUCUCGGCUUUGCGACCAUCUGCACCCAGAUCCUCGCUCGUUUCACCACAACUCUCGGAAACGUGUCUUUCAUCGUCAUUGGUGUCAUCAUUGCCUCGUUCGGCGAGAUCCAAUUCGUCAUGCUCGGCUUCCUUCUCCAGGUAGCUGGUAUCAUCUUCGAGGCCAUUCGCUUGACUAUGGUCCAGCGCCUUCUGUCUUCUGCCGAGUUCAAGAUGGACCCUCUUGUCUCUCUCUACUACUUCGCUCCCGCUUGCACCAUCAUGAACGGAGUUGUCGCUUUGAUCGCCGAGGUUCCCUCCAUGACUUGGGCUGACUUUGACCGUGUUGGUUACUUCACUCUCCUGCUCAAUGCCAUGGUUGCGUUUGGUCUCAACGUCUCGGUCGUUUUCCUGAUCGGCAGAACCUCCUCCCUCGUCCUUACUCUUUGUGGUGUCCUCAAGGACAUUCUCCUCGUCGUUGCCUCGAUGCUCAUCUUCCGUGACCCCGUUGCACCUCUUCAAUUCUUCGGUUACUCAAUUGCCCUUGGUGGCCUCGUCUACUACAAGCUUGGAGCCGAUGCCCUUAAGGAAUACGCUGGUGGUGCUGGUCGCGCCUGGGCCGAUUACGGCGCUAGACACCCCGCCCUCAGAAAGCUCAUCGUCUUUGGCGGUGCGCUCUUCGUUCUCUUCCUCCUCCUCGGCUCCUUCAGCUCCUCCCUGCCCGUUGACCCCAAGCAAUAUGUCGGCAACAAGUACACUGGCUUCUUCGGCAACAGCGGCGCAUAA